ACUUCCGGGGUGUGCGCGCGCGUCCUCCCGCUUGCCCCAGGCCGUUGCGACGGUAACGUUAGGCGGAGUUGUGAAAGACGAAGCUGCGUCCGGGCUGGAGGCGCGGCGGGGGCCUGACCCCCCCGCAGUUCAGUUCCCCUCCAGCCGUGAACCGGCCUGAAAAGGGAAAGGGGUCCCUUUGGCAUGUAUAAAUGGGUCCUCACGAAGGCCGACCGUCGUAAUUCUGCACGCUCGGUAACUUUGCCAUAAAGCUGUGGAGUCUCCUGACCGCUUUGCCUGCGUUGCCUUACCACAGCCUUGCAAGGUGCCUUGCCCAACCAUGGCUAGCCAGCAUGACGAGGCUGGGAAGGAUGGCACUUUUGCGUCUGAGGACUUGGCCGCCGAAGCCAUGGCAGCCAACAUGGAUUCCUGGGUGGUCUUUGAUGCCCGCAAGACUCCCAGGGCUGAAUUCGAGGAAUGGCUGCAGACCUACCAGCCGUCUCGCGUCUCUCGCUUUGGCAACCCAGAGUGCAACACCGAGCCAGUGGGCUGGAUCGCCGUCUACGGCCCCGGUUUCUGUCCAGAGGGUGGAGAUGUCAUAGGGCUUCAGGAGGACUGGGAACGGCUGCAGCUCAGUGGGCGCCACAUCACCUUCGAGUCUAUCAAGGAGCUGGCCCUGAACCGGCGGGUCCUGACUGGCAAGUGGCUCAUGCACUUAGACAGCGGCUUCAAAGUAGACCACGCUUGGUGCGGCAUUGCCCGGGCAGUCCUCGAAGGGCGCGUCGGGGUGGCCAAGGUGAGCCCCUGCUGCCCCGACUCCGAGCGCAAGCACGUGAUCUGCGUGUACACAGACGACUUCACUAAUGAGGAGCAGGUACUGGCGGCCGACUCCGUGAUCAGGGCCACGGGGGUGAAAUGCCUCCUGUCCUACAAGCCUGACGUUUACACCUACCUGGGCAUCUACCGUGACAAUCGCUGGCAUCUCUGCCCCACCAUUUACGAAAGCAAGUUUGACUUGGAAUGUGUGCCCCGUCGCUCACGCAUCAUUAACAAAGUGAGCAAUGCCGAAGUGACUUAAACUCCUGCUUCUGAACACAUGACAUUCCUGGAGGAAACAGCACGGAUGCUGGGAACUACAAAUCCCACCAUGCAGUGUUCACUCAACUCCCUUUUCUCUCAGAGGACACAUGAGAAGGUAGAAUUGCCCAGCGCAGGCAGGCUGGAUAAGAGUUUGUGUCAACGGGAUUUCUGAGAAGCUUAAAAGUCCAUCUUUGUAACACUAUGUGAGUGGACAUUUGCAUUUACCAUUAAACGGCUAAACUGUGUGUGCUGCACUCCCUGGGGGGAACUGAUAGGCUUUGAAACUGUCCAUCUUUUUAUUGCAGAAGGUGCCCAACAGAAGAUCCCUACCAAUCUUCUUCUGCAGAAUGGCUCACCAACAGUAGGAGAAGCGAUUUGCUGCAAUGUCGGAUUUCUGCCAUCUAGGAAGGCAGGGGGUUAUCAGAAACCAAACACAGCAGCAGAGAGGGAAGAACAGUGCUGGUUUCGUUUUGGUAGAGGUGUGAAAUGGAAACUCUAGGCAACAGACAGUCUAAUUUUUCUUACCAGCCUUUGCUCAAAGUAAUUGGACUUUAUUUUUGUGGUUCUUGGCUGCAUUUACCUGUAACUAGGCUGAAAAUAAAAAGGCAUUUUUUCCCUCUCUUGGUCUGAGG
Python bivittatus (Burmese python) is the source of this 1691-nucleotide messenger RNA. It is a transcript of the gene CUNH11orf68, whose product is annotated as chromosome unknown C11orf68 homolog. The record is from RefSeq and is a predicted model, not a curated record. NCBI's taxonomy places the organism in Eukaryota, Metazoa, Chordata, Lepidosauria, Squamata, Pythonidae.